Molecule: messenger RNA, 1423 nt
Organism: Tilletiopsis washingtonensis
Lineage: Eukaryota; Fungi; Basidiomycota; Exobasidiomycetes; Entylomatales
Product: putative ornithine carbamoyltransferase precursor
Exons: 7
Coding region: 185-1297 (370 amino acids)
Biological process (GO): L-citrulline biosynthetic process
Cellular component (GO): mitochondrion
Molecular function (GO): amino acid binding; ornithine carbamoyltransferase activity
Source: RefSeq, a predicted model, not a curated record
CGCAUCUUUGGCGCCGCCUCGAGUUGACGCGGUCGAGUCAGCUGCAAACAACUCGCCUCUCCAUCCCAUCACCCCGGACAGCUACUGGUCCUGCAGACGCCACUCAGCGAUCUCUCCGCACCGGCGUAGCACACUCGCAGCCAGCCCGCGCCUCCGCCAGUCCACCUGGCUUGCACUCUGCACCAUGCUCGCCCGCCUGCGCCCCGUCACGCGUGUGCUGUGCCCGCCCGGCGCUGCCCGCGCGCUGGGCACGGCGGCCAAGGCCUCGCCGCCGCACCUCCUCUCGCUCGCGGAUCUGCAGGUGCCGCACAUCGCCGCCGUGCUGCAGCGCGCCGCCGAGCUCAAGGCCAUGUCGCGCGCCUCGGACCGUGCCUUCGUCACGGCCCCGGCCGCCGGCAAGCACGCCGGCGGCGCGACGCUGCCGCAGAGCCUGGCAGGCCGCAACAUCGCCAUCAUUUUCGCCAAGCGCAGCACGCGUACGCGAGUCGCGAGCGAAACAAGUGUCGCCGGUCUGGGCGGCCACCCUCUCUUCCUGUCGCCGGCCGACAUCCAGCUGGGCGUCAACGAGUCGCUCUUUGACACGUCAAAGGUGGUGUCGAGCAUGUGCGACGGCAUCAUGGCGCGCGUGGGCGGACACGACGAGAUCGAACUGCUCGCCAAGCACUCUCGCGUGCCUGUGAUCAACGCCCUGUCGGCGCGCUACCACCCGACGCAGAUCCUGGCAGAUCUCCUCACCAUGCUGGAGGACGAGGUGAUCGGCGGGGGGCCAUCGUCGUCGCUGGCGUCGCUGCAGGGCGUCAAGGUUGCCUGGAUCGGCGACAGUAACAACAUCCUGGCCGACAUGCUCGUGGCCAUGCCGCGCCUGGGCAUGCACCUCAGCGUCGCGGUGCCCAAGGGCUACAAGCGCGACGAGCACGUGUGGAGGGACAUGGAGGCGGGCCUCAAGGAGGAGACGGCGUACGCCAAGGGCCGUGUGAGCUGGGGUAACGACCCCCUGGAGGCGCUCAAGGAUGCCGACGUCGUCGUCACCGACACCUGGAUCUCCAUGGGCGACGAAGCUCAGAAGGAGCAGCGCCUGCGCGACUUCGCCGGCUUCCAGAUCACCGAGGACCUGCUCCGCCGCGGCGGCGCGAAGGCCAACGCGCGCUUCAUGCACUGCCUGCCGCGCAAGCCCGACGAGGUCGACGAUGAGGUCUUCUACGGGCCCCGCUCCAUCGUCUUCGAGGAGGCUGAGAACCGCAAGUGGAGCAUCAUGGCGCUCUUCGACGCCUACUUCGGCCGCUGGGAGAAGGCGUGAGGGCCUGCCGACGCCGGCGGCUAUGGAAGACGCUGCGACCGCCUCUCUCCCCACAUAGACGUGCCUGCCGCGCUUGUAGCCUUGCUGACGCUCCGCAUCGUCGAAUGAGACACUGUCACGCUUCAU